AUGAAGUCACUUCACACUCGUGGUUCACUUCUCUCUGCAAUCACUGCAAUUUCACUGGUUCAUCUAUGCCUUCUAUCCACAUACAUCGCCGGCCACCGAAUCUUAUAUGAUCAGAACAAUAACAACAAGCCCAGCAACUCAUGGGACUCAUUCCACAACUUCACCGGACAUCAAAAAGGCGACAACGUCGACGGCUUAUCCAAUCUCAAGCAAUACCUUCACCAAUUCGGUUACAUCUCCUCACCAUCCAAUUCUUCCUCAAAUUCUUCUUCCAAUUUCACAAACACCUUCGACGACACCCUCGAAUCUGCUCUCAAACGAUACCAGAAAAACUUCAAUCUCAACUCCACCGGUCAACUCGAUAACACCACCGUUCAGCUUAUGGCCCGACCCAGGUGCGGCAACGCCGAUAUCGUGAACGGCACCAGUACCAUGAAUUCCGGCAAACCUUCACAUUCGAACCUCCACACCGUCGCACACUAUUCCUUCUUCGAAAACACCCCAACAUGGCCGGAAAAUAAACGAAACCUCACCUACGGCUUCUGGCCCGGUAACCAGUUACAGGAUAACGCUAAGGUUGUUUUCUCCCGUGCGUUUCAACGGUGGGCAGCUGUAACGCCGUUAACUUUUACGGAAACAGAUUCCUUCCUGGCUGCAGAUAUCAAGAUUGGUUUCUUCGGUGGGGACCACGGUGAUGGAGAAUCGUUUGAUGGGUCAAUGGGGACAUUGGCCCACGCGUUCUCUCCUACGGCUGGAUUAUUCCAUCUGGACAGUGCGGAAGAUUGGGUGAUCGACGGAGAUGUGACCACGUCGACAUCGACGGUAGCCAUUGAUAUGGAAUCAGUUGCGGUGCAUGAGAUAGGACACGUGCUUGGGUUAGGGCAUUCUUCGGUGGAAGAAGCUAUCAUGUACCCGUCUAUCUCGGCGAGGACGAGGAAAACUGAACUCGCAACCGAUGAUAUUCAGGGUAUUCAGGAACUCUACGGCAGCAACCCAAACUACAAUGCUUCAUCAACACCGUCCGAUACGCAGAAAGAAACUAGUGAUGGUGGGGUCCGCAUCAUGGAUUGGCAUUGGACGCUUACGAUGAUAAUCAGCACCGUUGCUUCCGUUGGCUUGCUGUUGUAG
This is a messenger RNA of Telopea speciosissima, 1128 nucleotides long. Its product is annotated as metalloendoproteinase 5-MMP-like. NCBI's taxonomy places the organism in Eukaryota, Viridiplantae, Streptophyta, Magnoliopsida, Proteales, Proteaceae. The record is from RefSeq and is a predicted model, not a curated record. The transcript has a single exon. Gene Ontology annotation, cellular component: extracellular matrix. Gene Ontology annotation, biological process: extracellular matrix organization; proteolysis; collagen catabolic process. The coding region runs from base 1 to 1128 and encodes 375 amino acids. Gene Ontology annotation, molecular function: metalloendopeptidase activity; zinc ion binding.